AUGGUCCUGCAGCGAUAUGCACUUAGUGCGGGAGAUUUGUGGCGCGUAUUUAUUCGAAUUUCUUCCCUCCCGUCGUUGCACAUUGUUCAUUUUCUUGGUUCGUUUGUAUUACGCGGUACUAAAUUACUAACAUCAACAUGGUCGCUCUGA
Molecule: messenger RNA, 150 nt
Organism: Haemonchus placei
Lineage: Eukaryota; Metazoa; Nematoda; Chromadorea; Rhabditida; Trichostrongylidae
Source: the annotation of a GenBank genome assembly